AGAAACCUCUGUCUGCAGCUCGGACGGGUGUUUCCGAUAUGAGAUCCGUGAGAAAACUGGAAACGAGUUUAGUACAGCUGUCGGAAGAGCUCGCAAAACGACGCGUGUGUUUAUUCCUUGAAAUCAGCCUUGUGUUGGAAGCUGUAGUUUUGCAUUUCGUUUUAUUAAUGUGAGCUACGCGAAGGAUGAGCAGUUUCGGACGCGUUGACGGUGUCGCAAGUUGGGUCUGGUCUCGGUGAUCUGCGACUCCUGUUUCAUGAUUGCAGCGCGUAGUCCAGCUCAGCGAGUCUUGCACGGCCGAGGAGGAGAAGUUGCCGUCUGUACCGCAGCCCGGCUCGGGUGGAGAUGGCGGCGGCUUCCGCUCCGGGCGGUAGCGGGUCGGGACCCCCAGCCGACCGGGGCUCGGCGGCGCAGCUGCAGCCGACGGUGGCUGUCUGGGAGUGGGCGGACGACCUGGGGUACUGGCGCCCGUACAGUGGCCAAGUGAGCGGGUACAUUGAGCGGUGCCUCCUGACCCAGCGGGGCGGGGGGCCGGCGAACACCAGCAUCUCCCUGGGACAGGCUGACCCUGCCCUGGCGCCCUACAUCAUCGACAUCCCCAGUCUGAAACAGUUUCGCCAAGACACGGGGAAGAUGCGGUCAGUGCGGAGGAGCCUGUUCCCCCAGUGUGGAGCUCUGGGGAGCGGGGUGUCCUGGGAGUGGGCUAAUGACGAGGGCGGCUGGACCCCCUACGAGAUGCAAACAACCAUCCUGCUGGAGCAGAGCUACCAGGCCCGACAGCCCUCCGCGGACCUGGGCCAGCAGGGCUACAGCUACGUCGUAAACCUUGCGGCACUCGUGCAGGUCAACAAGACCACCGGCUUCAGGCGCCAGAUCCGCAGGAAGACCUCCGCGCCCUACCCGGCCGUGGGCUCUGUUAUCCACUCGGGCCCGGCCUGCUCCUGCCUCCAAUGCAUGGCUAACAGCGGCACCGGCCCGAUGCCCAGCCGCACGCGCCACUCCUUCUCCGCAGCUCAGAGCAGCAAACCCAGUCUGCAGGUCUAUGGCAGGGCUCCGGCUGCCAGCCCCACCCCUGCCUACUCCCCCUACCCCAAGCGGCCCCUCUCUGUGGGUAAUAUGUCCUGGGGUGGCCCCUGGCACCCAGUGCCCCCUGGGGGCCAACCCGCAAGAGCCUAUCAGCCCAACGUCUCCAAUGGCUUAAGCAGUAUUCCUUCUGUUCCCGUGCAGCUGAAUGGACCCAGUGGCAUCAACUCAGCCUUGGCAGGUGUGUGGAAGCCAUUGCUUCCAUAUACUGGGCGACUCAUUUAUCCAGGCAUGGCGUCCAUUUUGAUGUCGGCAGCUGGACUCCGCGUUCGCCUCACGAGCGCACCGCCACCCCAGCACCCCUCCUCUGGCAAGGCCAGCAAAUCUCACAGCGCCUUUAGGAAGGCAAAGAGUCAGCCCGAGACAGCUCCGGAGCAGAAACCAGAGGAUGUCAUCCAGAAAUAUAUGGAGAAAGUUGAUGUGCCCCCAGAAGAGGACUGUCUCAUCUGUAUGGAGCGGCUGAGCUGUGCUUCGGGCUACGACGGGGUGUCGGAGAGCCCAUCGGUGUCACCCGGCGCCGUGGGCAAGUUCACCAAGUGUGGGCACUUCCUGCACCUGCUCUGCAUGCUUGCUAUGUAUAACACUGGAACCAAGGAUGGCAGCCUGCAGUGCCCAUCGUGCAAGACAAUCUAUGGAGAGAAGACAGGGACGCAACCAAAGGGCAAGAUGGAAAUCUACCGGAUCCCCCAAUCGCUCCCAGGCCACCCUGAUUGUGGUACCAUACAGAUCAUCUACAACAUCCCACCAGGAAUACAGGGGCCGGAGCACCCCAACCCAGGCAAGCCGUACUCCUGCAGAGGGUUUCCUCGCCUGUGCUUCCUCCCCGACAGCGACAAGGGCAGAAAGGUCCUGGAGCUGCUGAAAGUGGCAUGGACUCGUCGGCUCAUUUUCACAGUGGGCACCUCCAACACCACUGGGGAGCCGGACACUGUAGUGUGGAACGAGAUCCACCACAAGACGGAGAUGAUGUCCAAUGUUUCGGGCCAUGGCUACCCUGACCCCAACUACCUGGACAAUGUCCUGGCUGAGCUGGCAGCCCAGGGCGUCACCGAGGCCUGUCUGAAGCAACCGUGAUCCACUGGGCGGACAGAGGUCAUGGGGUUGAUGGCUGUGAACUGAUAGGAAAGGACACGCGUGGACAGGGAAUACCGCCACUGCUGACCUAUCCUGCUAUUUGCAACCACGUCUUUUGUCUCCAAAUCAGGACUUUCUUUAAGAAAUGAGCCAGUGAGAAAGAAGUUUAGAUUACUGAUGAAACCUGUUGUUCACAACUGUUCAACUAAUAAAUGUAAAAAUGUUCGUGGAACACAUCUUCAGUAGGUAAAAUAUAAAUGCAUAUAUGGGUUGCCUUACAAUGUUAUUAGGUUUUAUAGAUAUGUACAUUAUAGUGUGUGUUCCAUGUUUUUAUACAGCUGUCACGUGUUGAACUUCUAGAAUGGCUCUCCUCCUACCUAUGCAUUUUAACCAAAUGUUUCCCCCCCCCGGACUCCUUAAACUAUUUUAUUUUCAUUAGAGAAAAGGGGGCUUUUUAUGCUAUCCUCAGAAUGUUUCCGUCACUUGAGAUGCUGCUUCACGGAAAGUUGGGCUUGACUAGGGUCUUUUCCUCUAUUGCUCAGAGGUUCAUAGUUCUCUCAGUCAAAGAGCACUUUGUCUUCAGCUACUGUGUCUUGGGCUGAUUCAAUUUGCUCUGGCUCUUAUAAAUGUUUUGCCUUUUCCCUUGUUCAGUCUUGUUUGUGCUGCAAACCCAACUGAGCAAAUUAAUCCCAGCGGCAGUGCAUUCUGUAUGACCUUGUAAAGUAGACAAUGUGUAUAAGUGAUUGGCAGAGUGGAGCGCUGAUUUUGGAUGUGGAUUGGUGAAUUGUCAGUCACUACUGAUAGAUAUAAAAAAACCAAGUGCCGAUACACUGAAUUCAGACAGGGUGUUGAAUAGUCACAGACACAUAGAGGUACAGAUACAUAAAUGUUGUGAACUACUGCAGAAGAUGAUGUAUAAUGAAAAAGCUUUUUUGGAAUAUAAGAUAAUAAAGAUGAAAAGAAUAUAAAAUGGA
Lepisosteus oculatus (spotted gar) is the source of this 3131-nucleotide messenger RNA. It is a transcript of the gene dtx2, whose product is annotated as deltex 2, E3 ubiquitin ligase. Gene Ontology annotation, biological process: Notch signaling pathway; protein ubiquitination. Gene Ontology annotation, cellular component: nucleoplasm. NCBI's taxonomy places the organism in Eukaryota, Metazoa, Chordata, Actinopteri, Semionotiformes, Lepisosteidae. Gene Ontology annotation, molecular function: ubiquitin protein ligase activity; zinc ion binding. The record is from RefSeq and is a predicted model, not a curated record.